AUGAUUGUGCUUCUCCUCCUAGGAAUGCUGAUGGCCCCACUCUGCGGGGGCCACCCUCUUGACACCCCACACCUUCCACAUGAGCUGCCUCUGGGACUCUCAGAAAAUAUCAAUAUGACUUUCUUCAAUGGGAUGUUUAAAAAUGUGGAAGGUGUGGCCGAAAUUUUUGAUUGCCUGGGCUCCCACUUCACCUGGCUGCAGGCCGUCUUCACCAACUUCCCUGCACUGCUCCAGUUCGUGAAUGGUAUGAGGUGCGUGGCUGGGCUCUGCCCCCGGGACUUCGAGGACUACGGCUGUGCCUGCAGGUUUGAGAUGGAAGGGCUGCCUGUGGACCAGUCUGACAGCUGCUGCUUCCAGCAUCGCAGGUGCUACGAGGAGGCCGCUGAGAUGGACUGUCUGCAAGACCCUGCCAAGCUUAGCACAGAUGUCAACUGCGUCAGCAAGAGUAUCUCGUGUGAAUCCAGGGACACCUGUGAGCACCUGCUGUGUACCUGCGAUAAGUCUGCCAUAGAGUGCUUGGCUCGGUCCAGUAUCAACUCUUCCCUGAACCUUCUGGACACAUCCUUCUGUCUGGUUCAGCCUCCAGAGACAACCAGCAAGGAGGAGCUGCUGACAGUUCUGCCCAGAGUGGUUCCUGUGGAGCCCACGGACUCCAGCCUGAUGGCCAUCUCGGGAGAAGUGGCAUCUGAGACCAGAGAUGACCAACUGAUCACGCUCUCCAGGACAAAACCAGGUGGAGACCAGGAAGGCGUGGAGGACUCUGGGACCACACCUUCUCCAGGGUCUGCAGAAAUUGUUGCCACAGCAAAAGGUGUAACCGUCGUCCCCGCUGGCAUUAAAUCUUUGGGGUUGGCUGUAUCGUCCAUCAAAAGCGGUCCCGAGGAGACAUCUAGGAAAGCCUGUGACAGGCUCACUGUCCUGCAUCCGGGAAGUGGGGACCACACACGGGUGAGGUCACAGCUUGGAGAGAUGCUCUUCUGUCUGACAUCCCGGUGCCCUGAGGACUUUGAAUCCUAUGGCUGUUACUGUGGGCAGGAAGGACAAGGCGAGCCGAGGGACGCCCUGGACAGGUGCUGUCUGUCCCAUCACUGCUGCCUGGAGCAGGUGAGAAGACUGGGCUGUCUGCUCGAGAGGCUUCCUCAGUCGCCGGUGCUGUGUGUGGACGGUACCCCCCAGUGUGUGGGGUGGAACCUGUGUGCGAAGCUGCUCUGCGCCUGUGACCAGUCAGCGGCCGAGUGCAUGGCCUCUGCCUUCUACAACCAAAGCCUCCAGUUGGCAGGCAGUCACGAGUGCCUGGGCGACCGGCCGAAUUGUGAGGACAGCGGGCCUGCGGCUUCCGCCCCGGCCUCCAGCUCCGAGGAGGACAGCGAGGAGUCCUUACCCUUCACGGAGGGCCUGAGAAGAACCAGAAGGUUCCUGGGGAAGCCGCUGGGUCUCAUGGGGACCAGGCCACCGUACGGCCCGAGAUAG
Messenger RNA from Budorcas taxicolor (takin), 1470 nucleotides. RefSeq names its product otoconin 90 (gene OC90). NCBI's taxonomy places the organism in Eukaryota, Metazoa, Chordata, Mammalia, Artiodactyla, Bovidae. The coding region runs from base 1 to 1470 and encodes 489 amino acids. The record is from RefSeq and is a predicted model, not a curated record. Gene Ontology annotation, biological process: lipid catabolic process; arachidonate secretion; phospholipid metabolic process. Gene Ontology annotation, cellular component: extracellular matrix. Gene Ontology annotation, molecular function: phospholipid binding; calcium ion binding. The transcript has 14 exons.